This is a messenger RNA of Centruroides sculpturatus (bark scorpion), 2761 nucleotides long. RefSeq lists its product as uncharacterized. The annotation marks the transcript as partial. The record is from RefSeq and is a predicted model, not a curated record. The transcript is spliced from 7 exons. NCBI's taxonomy places the organism in Eukaryota, Metazoa, Arthropoda, Arachnida, Scorpiones, Buthidae.
AUAGAAUAACUGGUAAUAUACUUGCAAGAACUAGACUUGAAUGCCAUUCUAAGUACAGAGUCCAUACAGACCCAGAAAGUCAGGAAAUAAGAUUUUUAGCUGAAAAAGUCAUGGAAAAAGAAGAUUUGGCAAGGAAAGUUAAACCCCAAUUGAAUGAUAUUUCUCGAAGGCAAGUUUUGAUAGAAUUACUUGGUCCUCAGUUUACAAAAAAGUAUAUUCCUAAUCAACCAGGGGAUCCAUUUCCAGAGUCUACCAUCAAAUCAUCAAAGAAGAAAGAAAAAUUAGUACAGGAAAUGAAAUCCUGGUUAAAGAAAGAAAUGGAUAAAAUACUGCGUGAUAAAGGUUUAAAGGAUAGCAAUGGACAGCCUCAAGGAGAGUUAACAUCAUUUAUGAAUCAGUCUGGAGAUAUUGUUUCCAAAAAUGUUAAAAAGCAGCUUCGACAAGGACGAAAUGGCAAUAAAGGGUCAAGUUACAAAAGAAGCAGAGGAUUCCAAAAUUCCUCCGAGAUAAUCGGAAUGGCAAUGACUUCUUUUAUUGAAGAUAGUCCCGAAUUAGUUUCUGAUUUAACAAAAUCUUUGAAAAAGUAUACUAUUAUUUUCCCUCAUUCUUUAAGACCACAUUUGUGGAGAGAUUAUCUUAUCACUAAAGAAACCCAGAAGAAAAAAGGAAAAGGACAUUACCAGCAAAUUAUAGACAGUUUUCAAAAAUCACUGUCCAUUUCAAUGAAAGAGUUAAAACUAACACGUGUCACUCGUAGCUCGAUAUGGAAACAAAUCGAUAAGGAAGUACUUGAGAUUUACCACAAAACAAAUAAUUCAACUGAUGAAGAUAUUACAGAAACUGCCCAACUUCUCAAUAUCAUUCAUAUUUACAAUAAAAGUUAUCACUUGUAUUAUAUUUAUUGGGCAAUUAUGAUUCAACAAAUUUUUCUUCAUAAUAAUGAAUUUGAUAAAGGUCACAAAGUACUCUGUACCUCUGCUCUGAGCCAGUAUCUGUCCUGUUGUGCUGUAUACUGCAACUGCAAUGCUAAAUCGUGCAGAGUCGUCUCAAGCAUCUUUACCAUAUUACGAAACAUGGAGGUAAAAUGUGCAGGACAGUUCUCUCGACGGGAAGUGGCACUGCACCAUUUAACAGUGCUGUCGCAGGAAGGCUUGUGGCACACAUUCUUCCUAGUAAAAUCAUUUUUAUUUUGUAUACUGUUUUGAUCAACAUUGAUUUUGAUUUUUUGAAAAAUAAUUUUAAUUGUAUAUAAUAAUUUAUGAUUACUGUGUAAUAAAACUCGAGCUAUUAUUUUGUGAUUUUAUUGUUUUUUCUCUGGGGUGCUGCCAUUCUGGAAUGCUUAUUGUGAGCUAGGUUUUCACACUUCCCCACAAUCAAAUUUAACAAGUGAUGUUCAAAUUAAACUUUAUGAUCUCUAGAUUUGCAGAAAACUCUAAAGAUUCAAGUACAUUUUGAGUCAACUUAUUGAUGAUUUUAGCAAUUUUUUUAUCAAUCUUGUGAUCAGUACUACUGUCACGUAGUCUGUUAUAAUGUUUUGCAUUGUACAAUAAUUUGUAUCUUAAAUUAAUCAUGUUAACUUGUCUAUUUUUAUUAAAAAUAUAAGACAUCAAAUACAUUUAUAGAGACAUUUUGUCACAUGAUUAUUUUUGCUAUUGUGUGCGACAUUAUUCGUAAGCAAAAUGUUAAAAGUCAAAUUUAUUACAUGUUUUACUUCAUACAUCAAAAUUAUUUUAUGUUCAUAAAACUUUGAGUAACUAUUGAAUAAAACAUUGUAAAUGUCUAUUAGUGCACUUAGUUUGCAUUGAUGCAGCAAAAUGGCAGUUCACAUGGUUUAGUGUUUUGUUAAAUACCUAUUUUGUAAGUUAUUACUUUUUGCUCUUAACAAGCAAUUAUUGUGUCUGAUAAUCAUCCAAAAACUAUUAGAAAUAUUGUUUUUAAAGAAGUUUUGUGGUUUAGACAAAAUUUUUCUUCAGUAAACUAUUGUAGAGUUAUCAGUGAGGCAUUCAGAAUAAUCUUGUGGGAGCCAAGUUGAACAGAUUAAAAUUUUUUAUGUGAAUUCAAUAUAAAUUCCAUCUUAUACGAUCACUAAUUCAUAAGUAGUAUAGAAAUAGAAGCAACGAUACAAUAUAAAUAAAAAAUUGAGUUUUAACUAGGAAAAGAUUUUUGGAAAAUUUUCUAGUAUUUUUUCCUUGGGAGUGCCAGGUCUUUUGGCUCUUUCUGGAUGUGCCACUAAUACUUAUUACUUAUUUUAUUUAACACAUCUCAUUAAACCUUACCAGUAUCCAAUGACAAAUUUCACAGGUAAACAAAUGUUUCUGGACUCCUGAUCUCUGCUUUGGGUUUCCCAUGUUGUACGAAUGGAGCAUGCAUUCAACCAAAGGCUUCAGCGUAUGUUCCGUUUUUAUUCGUAGAGUGAAAAUUUUGUAGAAACAAAUUUUUUGGGCUCUUUCUGAAGCAGAGUUUAGGAGGAACCUGAAAAUGUUUAUUUACCUAUGAAAUUUGUCACUGGACAUCAGUGAGAUUUGAAUAUUUCAACUAUUCAAAUGAAAAUCAAAACUUGUUAUAUUUAACAAAUGAUUUAUUUUAAGGAUCUUUCAACAAAAUUAUUUAUUGUGCCAAAAUAGAUAACCACAGCAAAAAUUAACACACAAGUUAAAAUUCAGUUCUACAGAUAGACAAUUAGGAGGAUUUAAUACAACCAUCACAGAAACUGGAUAAAUUAUGAAUAGCACCAAAUUAUGCCCAAAUUCAGUAAAAAUGU